AUGGCCGACGAUGACGCUGAGAAGGCCUUCUUUCAGGCUCAGGCGAUGAAUGCGGACUCGGUGGACUAUCAGGCGGGUGAAGAUCAGGGGGCAGAUAAUUCAGAUUCAGAUGAUUAUGAUCCUUCAAACACAUUGCAUGACCAAUUUUCCGCUCCCUUGCCAGACUCCAACCCAAAUGGACAUGUUUCCGCCAGUGCUACCCCCCAACCCAACUCUCAAGAUCAAACUCCCCAAGUCCCCGAAACCGACCCCAGUCAGCCAGCUGGCAACGCCUUCCCUUCCCAGACACCUUCCCGAGCUGAGUCUCAGGUUUCCACCGCGGUACCUGCAUCUGGUACUACUGCCCAACCGAAGACCAGAACGAUUGGGGGCUUUGUGGUUGAGGAUGAGGACGAGGAUGACGCGGGUGAUGCAGAUUAUGAGCCCCCAGCUGUACUAGGUGUCGAGGACUUGAAUGCUAUACCUAUGAAUGUGCCUCAGCACCCAAUCUCAGGAAAUGCAAAUGAAGAUACUUCUACCCCUGAUGUAUCGUUGGAUGAAGCUGCGCAGAGUUCUGCCGGCGUGAAGAAUGUUCCUAAUAGUUCAUACCCUCCUGCUGUUGCUUCUAAAAAUGAUGCGUCUAUUCCUCCGGGCUCUUUGUACAACUCACGUACGUUACAGUCUGACCAUGCGCAAGGAAGCGCCACAGCUACACCUGCGCCGGACUCUCCGUCCACUUCGAAGGGUCGAUUGCCUCACGAUAGAGUGGGCAUCUUGGAAGACAGGAUCCAAGAAGACCCUCGAGGUGACAUCCCCGCUUGGAUCGAGUUGCUUAAUGAACACAGGAGUCGCAGUAGGAUCGACAGCGCCCGGGAUGUAUACGAGCGCUUUCUGAAAGUCUUCCCCUUUUCUGCUGAGCAAUGGGUUGCGUACGCGAACAUGGAAUCCGAGCUCAACGAGCUGUUCCGUCUCGAGCAGAUUUUCAACCGAACUCUCUUGACCAUCGCGGAUGUUCAACUUUGGACUGUCUAUCUGGACUAUGUCCGCCGACGUAAUCCUCUAACUACCGAUAACGCUGCUCAGUCGAGGACUAUCAUCUCGUCCGCCUACGACCUGGCCCUUCAGUAUGUUGGUGUAGAUAAAGAUUCCGGCUCUAUCUGGGCCGACUACAUUCAGUUCAUUCGUUCCGGUCCCGGAAAUGUUGGGGGUUCUGGAUGGCAAGAUCAACAGAAGAUGGAUUUGCUCCGAAAGGCCUAUCAAAAAGCCAUUGCGGUUCCAACGCAGGCUAUCAAUACCAUGUGGAAAGAGUACGACCAGUUUGAGAUGGGCCUGAACAAGCUUACGGGCCGAAAAUUCCUCCAGGAGCAAUCACCGGCAUACAUGACGGCUCGCAGCUCGUACACCGAACUCCAGAACACUACGCGAGACUUGAAUCGUACGACUUUGCCGAGGCUACCUCCCAUUCCCGGACAUGAUGGCGACGAUGAAUUUGGCCAGCAGGUUGAAAUCUGGAAGCGCUGGAUCCAGUGGGAGAAGGCAGAUCCUCUCGUUCUCAAAGAGGAUGAGCCAGCAGCAUUUAAAAACCGAGUCGUUUACGUGUACAAGCAAGCUCUUAUGGCCCUCAGAUUCCUACCGGAAAUGUGGUUCGAAGCAGCUGAAUUCUGUUUUCUGAAUGACCUGGAGACUGAAGGAAAUGAUUUCCUGAAGCAUGGCAUAGAUGCUAACCCGGAAAGCUGUUUGCUCGCAUUCAAACGCGCUGACCGCAUUGAGAUCACGUCGGAUUCCGAGCAAGACUCCAUCAAACGGGGUGCUCUGGUCAGAGAACCCUAUGACAAGCUUCUGGAUGCUCUUUACGACUUGAUUGCCAAGGCGCGCACUCGCGAAGCCCAGGAUGUCGCCCGCCUCGAAGAGGCGUUUGCCAAAAACUAUCCUGAAAAGCCGUCCCGAAGGCCCGACGAUGACGAUGACGACCAAAGUGAGUCCAAGGCCAGGGAAUCGCUUAAGAAGGCCCAGGUCGAGGUCCUACGGAAUGCGCACGCCUUUCAGAUUGGCAUUCUCUCUAGGACGAUCUCGUUCGCCUGGAUUGCGCUUAUGCGUGCAAUGCGCCGUGUCCAGGGUAAGGGCAAGCCCGGAGAGAUGCCUGGUUCACGACAGGUGUUUGCCGAUGCCCGCAAGCGAGGUCGGAUCACAAGCGAUGUCUACAUUGCGAGCGCGCUCAUCGAGUAUCACUGUUACAAGGACCCGGCCGCCACGAAAAUCUUCGAGCGAGGCGCAAAGCUUUUCCCGGAGGAUGAGAACUUUGCGCUCGAGUACUUGAAGCACCUGAUCGACAUCAACGAUGUCAUUAAUGCUCGUGCCGUGUUCGAGAUGACGGUCAGAAAACUGGCGUCCAACCCCGACAAUGUGCACAAGACCAAACCUAUCUUCGCGUUCCUUCAUGAAUACGAAUCUCGAUACGGAGAUCUGGUUCAAGUUAUCAACCUCGAGAACCGCAUGCGGGAGCUUUUCCCCGAAGACCCAACUCUGGAGCAAUUUGCUCAUCGGUACUCGACCCCAAAUUUCGACCCUACCGGCGUACGGCCGAUCAUCUCGCCAUCUCAGACCAGACCUAAGGCUGCCUUCCCAACGGAACAGGCUGUGUCGCGCCACGGCACCCCCGUCCCGAAGUAUCCCGAUCCUUCCGUCACCAACUCCCCCAAACGCUCGUUGGAAGACUUUGAAGAUGACAUGAGUCGGCCGCGCAAAUUCGUUCGCGCCGAAUCACCGCUCAAGACCACGCAACGGCGACAAGUGGAUCAACAAAAACGCGCUCAGCCGACUAUGAACAACCAGCCCGGAUCGCAGUUCCGGACCCAGGGCUCACCCGCCUCGUUGCCUCGGGAAAUCGUACACCUCCUGAGCAUCAUUCCCCCGGCGUCGGCGUACAAUGCCGGUCGAUUCUCAGCCGAGAAGCUGGUGGACCUCCUUCGAAGGAUCGACAUGCCCAGCUCUAUCUCCCAGAUUCCAUUGCCGCAAUCCGUCCGCGGACUCGGAACGGGACAAAAUCCCAUGCAGUCUUUCUCUAGCAUGUACCGCUCUUAA
Molecule: messenger RNA, 3060 nt
Organism: Aspergillus melleus
Lineage: Eukaryota; Fungi; Ascomycota; Eurotiomycetes; Eurotiales; Aspergillaceae
Gene: rna14
Product: cleavage polyadenylation factor subunit RNA14
Exons: 5
Coding region: 1-3060 (1019 amino acids)
Biological process (GO): mRNA 3'-end processing
Cellular component (GO): nucleus
Molecular function (GO): mRNA binding; protein binding
Source: RefSeq, a predicted model, not a curated record